Molecule: messenger RNA, 525 nt
Organism: Olea europaea var. sylvestris
Lineage: Eukaryota; Viridiplantae; Streptophyta; Magnoliopsida; Lamiales; Oleaceae
Product: trimethylguanosine synthase-like
Exons: 2
Coding region: 121-414 (97 amino acids)
Biological process (GO): 7-methylguanosine cap hypermethylation; 7-methylguanosine RNA capping
Cellular component (GO): nucleus
Molecular function (GO): RNA cap trimethylguanosine synthase activity
Source: RefSeq, a predicted model, not a curated record
ACAAGAACGAGAGCCCAACUCGCAGAAAAAGAGAAGGAAAAAGAAAAUGUUACUCCACUUGUAAAAAAGUACUGGUUUCAAAGGUACGAUCUUUUUUCAAGAUAUAACUAGGGUAUCAAAAUGGAUGAAGAAAGUUGGUUUUCUGUCACUCCAGAGGAAAUCACUGCCCGGCAGGCGCGUUGGUGUGUGGGUGCCGGAGUGGUCAUCGACGCCUUUGCUGGCGUCGGUGGCAACGCCAUUCAGUUUGCACAAAUGUGUCAACGUGUUGUUGCAAUCGACAUUGACCCAAAAAAGGUUGCAAUGGCAUAUAAUAAUGGAAAGAUUUAUGGCUUAGAAGAUUUUAUUGAUUUCAUUGUAAGAGACUUUUUCCAACUCGCUCCCUUUUUGACGGUACUUAAGAUAUCGAAAUUUUAAAUUUGGUAGAAACUACAUUUAUGCAAAGGAUGGACCAUGCUGUGCUACUUGUUUAGGCAGUAUUAUACGGCCCAAGUUUGUUGGAGUAUGACAUUGAUUAUUUAUUUAGUU